AUGGAUAAUGAAAAGUGUCGUGUUUUAAUACAAUUGUAUGGAGCUAAAGAUUUCUUAUGGAAUAGUAAAUCUCCACUUUACCACAAUAAAUCAGUGAGAGAAGAUGCGUGGAAAGAAAUAAGUUCAGUAAUGAACAUACCUGCUGUCGAACUGAAGAAGAAAAUGACAACGCUUCUGGCGUCUUAUAGAAGAGAGAAAUCAAGAAUAGCCAAAAGUCUUAUUACUGGUUCUGGUAUACAUCAAGUUUACGUAUCAAAGUGGUUUGCUUUUGACGACUUUGAUUUUAUGAAAGAUAAAGACGUACCUAAUGAAACAUCCGAUACUAUAACGGAAGAUGUAAGUUAA
This is a messenger RNA of Rhopalosiphum maidis (corn leaf aphid), 345 nucleotides long. RefSeq lists its product as uncharacterized. The transcript is spliced from 2 exons. Lineage: Eukaryota; Metazoa; Arthropoda; Insecta; Hemiptera; Aphididae. The record is from RefSeq and is a predicted model, not a curated record. The coding region runs from base 1 to 345 and encodes 114 amino acids.